Molecule: messenger RNA, 2906 nt
Organism: Helobdella robusta
Lineage: Eukaryota; Metazoa; Annelida; Clitellata; Rhynchobdellida; Glossiphoniidae
Exons: 1
Coding region: 1-2280 (759 amino acids)
Cellular component (GO): nucleus
Source: RefSeq, a predicted model, not a curated record
AUGUAUUACACUUCUGACGACGUUGAAAAUUGUAAUAAUUCGACAGAAAAUUCGAAACUUGAAAAACAAAGAAAAAAAGAAAAACGAACUGACAGGCAAACUGACAGACUGAGACAGACAUACACAAUGAAAGACACAAACAAAGGAAAAAGCACAGCCAAACAAUCGAUCACUAAUCAACAAUGGUACUACUACCGACCUCAAACGCAACAUCCACAACAGCAGCAACAACAGCAGCAGCAACAACAGCCACAAGAGCUAGAGCAAAAGAUGGGACUGUCGGAAAAGAUUCACAUAACAUCCCACUGUAUGGAGGGCAGAUUCAAAGCAGGUGAGACAUCACGAACGUGUGCGGCGGUCAUGAGGGCUCUCCUCAACACUGGCUGCCAGGUCUUCCUCGGACAAGCUGCCCACUUCCACCCUCUCUCCGUCGAACUCAACAAAAAGUUCAGUUUCUUCGGAGAGCCAUCGGCGUUCAUCAUCUACGAUUCCGACCUCUACGAAGCCUCAGAGCACCUCUGGUCACCGCAGGUCAAAGUUGAAGGUGACGUGAAGCAGGCCAUCUGUCGUUUGAAAUCGAAAAUCAUCCCGGGCUUGGAAUUUUUCGCUCUCUCUUGGUUCGUGAACGAGCAGUAUCACAACCAAGAUGGCGCUAGAAAAUGUCAAGAACUCUUCAGGCACUUGAUUAAUUUAAUUCGUCUGCUCGGAAAGGAACUUCCCGUAGUAGUUGGCGGCAACCAUCAAAUAAACGUGCGUGAGGCCAAACACUUGAUCGCCAUGGAAAGGCAGGAGUGCGACGUCGAUGGCAUCAACAUCCUCUGCUUCGUCUACGAACCUGAAACGCUAAGAAAGAGAGUGCGAUCGUGCGGCUUCUUUGUUUGCGGCCACAAGUUUUUAGACUACAAGAUCUCAAAAGAAAAAAGUCCGAUAACGUUCGAUCCAAAUGUAGACACAGAUAAGGAAACGGAUACCAAAAUAAGUCCCGUCUUCUCGCGCAGCAUCAAAGGGAAUGUUAUCCUAAACGGACGAAGAGACGACAAAUGGAGGAAUCCUGAGGAUUCAUUUUACUGGGAUCCCUUCUGUGUUGACGUGGAGGUGGCAAACCUGUUGGAAACCAUUAUGAAAAUUGCAUCGACCUCUAGGAGGAAGUUAUCCAUCCCGAAACCGAUCGCCCAGAAAUGUGAGAGGACCUCUGAUAACUUGGUGGUUGUUAGCAACUUGCAGCAUCUGGAUCUGGCUUGCCAGUCUCUUCCUCAUCAUCCUCAUCAUCUUCCUCAUCCCCACCAUCAUCAGCAGGAUGAUCGCUAUCCGGAGCAGCCUGAUUCACCGCAAUCUGACGAUAAUCAUUAUCAUUACCACGAUGUUGUUGAGAAGUUUGAUGAUGAUGGGUUGAACCACAACAACAACAAUAACAACAACAACAACAACGACGUCGACGACGACGAUGAUUAUCGUUACGUCGGCUGUCGUGCGAACAACCAGUUACAAACUCACCACUACCAGCAGCAGCAGAAGCAGCCACAUAAACAUCAACAACUACAAAUUGAGCAACAACAACACACAAAACAACUCGCUAAAUUAAACGAAUUGAGAGGUUUCUUAGAAAAUCUCGAAAGGAAACAAGACGAGAAGAGCAUUAAUAAUAAUUACAACGACGACAAUGUUGAUGACGACGCGUGUUAUUCACCAUCAUUUCAACCGUAUUCUCAUCAGCAACUACUCCAGCCGUACGCAUUUCAACAAUAUACACAACAACAGCAACAACAACAACAACAACAGCAGCAACAACAACAUACUUUUCCACCCUACAAUCAACAACAGCAACAAUAUCUACAACAACGACAGCAAUAUUUACAGCAGCAGCAGCAGCAACAACAACAACAACACGAACAACAUUUCUACCCCAUAGAAGCAUUCCCAUGUUGCAUGAAUGAGGCCAAGUCUCUGAGUACAAUCAGUGAGUACGAUGAUGAAGCUGGCUCGACAAGUGCCGAAUCAUUCGUCACCGAUGACGACGAUUAUAGGAUCGAGAUCGAUAAAAGAUUACAAAUAAGCAAAGAUGGCAGAGAUCAACUUGGAAACCACAGGAAAGAAUUGAUCUCAAAAGUUGAAAUAAGCGGACAGCUACGCGAGCAACAGCAUCGUGAUCAACUACUUGAUAACGAACAACAACGCAGCGGUUUAGAAGUUGAAGAUGAACGCGCUUCAGAAGUUGACAAUGACGUCAUAGUUGUUAACGGAAGUGAUGGAGACGUUGUUCCUCCGUGUGACGUCAUGUAGUUCCUUAUGGAACGUAGUCAAAUGUUUUGCGAAAUAGUUUUUUUUAACUAAUUUUUUCUCCUUCUAUAUCCAUUUUUAUAUUUUAUCUUCAUAAUUCAAAUUUUAACAGCCGGUUUUUCUAGUUAGAUUGACCGCUAAUUUAUUAUUUCAUUGAUCUAUAUUUCAAACUUUCGACCGCUGGGCUUUCCUAACUUGCUGCAAAUACCAAACGUUUUUUAUCAUUCUCAUAUUCAUACCAUUUAUAAUUCACACACACACGCGCACACACACACACGUUUAUCGUUCUAACCAAAAUUUUGUUGUAAAUAUUGGCUUUAUAAUCUGCAGUUAGCUAGCUUGACUGGCUUCUAGUUAAAUUAUUUGCUAAAAAAAUGAUUUCGGCCAAAUGCUGCCUGCUACUGUUUUUAACAUGUUAUCUUAAUUAUUUCUUAUUUCAUUCAAUUUAUUAUUAUUUAAUAAUAAUAAUAAUAAUAUUAUUAUUUCUUAAUUUUAGAACAGUUAAGCGAUCUAAGUUACGUCAUUACCCGAUUUAAUUAUGACUUAAAAGAGAGUUUCUCAAUUUUUUGCAGGUUUAUUCUAUUCUCACAUAUAUUUUCAUUUUUAAUAACUGCAACGAUAAUGCUUGA